AUGGACAUAACAAUUAUUUUAAUCAUUAUAAUUUUUAAUAAUUUUAGGGUUGAUGCAAACACACCAUUUACCCUGCGAGCAAUUUGUCCAUUUAAAUUUGUGUUAAAUCAUAAACCAAAUAGAAUUCCAUCAACAUUAAUUGAAGUAGAAUGCCUAAGUCAUAGCCCUUCACAAAUUUUAUUAGGCCGUCCACUUCCCUUAAUUGAGUGUGAACCAAUGAGAUGGACAAUACGUGUUUUGGAAUGUAAUAAUGAUAAAAAACAGGAAGGGAAGGAAGAAAAAAUUAAUUGUUUGCCUGUAGAAGAACAUAUUCCGUUAGCUUGUGUUCCUGUCCUUCAAGCAAAUAAAGAAUCUAGAGAACCAAUAAGAAGUGAAGACGAUUUAACUGAUAUUGUUGCGGUUAUUUCUGUUCCAGCUGAACCUUUAAAUGAGAAAUUUGUACCAGUAUAG
Molecule: messenger RNA, 450 nt
Organism: Meloidogyne enterolobii
Lineage: Eukaryota; Metazoa; Nematoda; Chromadorea; Rhabditida; Meloidogynidae
Source: the annotation of a GenBank genome assembly